AUGGACUUGGGGUCAGACGGGGGAUUGCUUGAAGACGUAUGGGCUCUGACUGAUUCAGAAGAGCCCUGUGGUCAGGCGGAAGGAUACGGGCAAGAGAGAAGUGAUGAGCAUGCGUCCAACAACAGAGCCGUCCACAGAGACACAUGCAGAGACAUGCAGCCCACCUCAGGCUGCUGCAACAUCACUCAGUGGCUCUGCGGACGUGGGCCCAACAUCCUCUCUGGAGGGGUCCCCCACACCCUCCACACCUGCCAGGGACCCGCCUCCCACCAGCACCUCUCCGCCGCCUCCUCCCUCCGCCAGCAGGGCAGGCGGUAA
Molecule: messenger RNA, 318 nt
Organism: Knipowitschia caucasica
Lineage: Eukaryota; Metazoa; Chordata; Actinopteri; Gobiiformes; Gobiidae
Source: the annotation of a GenBank genome assembly